AAACACUAGUGCUUCAUGACCUUUCUGCGGCCCAUGGAAAAUGGGUUGAUGUCCCGGGCGAAAUUCAACCAUACUCACCAUCGCCGGAAUUUCGACUCAAAGAUCCUUUGGGGCCUACCGGAUCCGAGGGGGGGGGGGUUCUCGUUCCUGUUUUGGAAUCGGCGUGGUAGCAAAAACGAAAGACUAUCGGGUACAAGUCUGUCUGGCCGCCUCGUUUGUGCGUAUUCUGAAAAAAAAAUACAAUCAAGUCGACAUAGAUACUAUCACUCUGGCAGCUGUCUAUGUCGCCUCUUUCCAGGUGUGGAGCCGGAACGGUGGCCAGACUGAAAGGCACCGUUGAAGCCAAAGGGCAUCCGCUUCACAUUGAAAUCACGGUUGAUUAUCAGACGACAACAUAUCAGAUCCAGAUCCAGCAGAUCACUGCGCGCUCCGAUCAUCCUAUUUGUUAUUCGCGUGAUCUAAAAAUUAGUAGCCACGAUGAGCGCCAGGUGCACGAACUCUGGAAUCGACAUACGAAUGACUUGAUGGAUGGCCAGGAGGGCUCCUUCCGGCCGAAUACCUUCAGCCAUGAUUUCGCCUCGCCAGUCUCAAGCUCAGGUGCCCUAACAGCUACCAUGACAGUGGACUCUGAGCUCAUCAGAGCCCGGGGCUAUAUACAUGGAUGGGCUGGAGGCAGCAGAGUGGUCUUCCGGAGCGAGAAAUUACUGAUCGAUGCGCUUUCAGAAAUCACAAUUCCUGUCUACCUCAUCCAACCCACCACAGUCUCGGAACCUUUCGCGUUGGAUGGGGAAUGACGCUAGUACCGUCGGACCUGUCCGUUGAGUGUGCUAAUUGGGAUGAAGAGGAGCGCUUGAAGAAGUCAUGCCUCGAGAUCUACUGAAUUUCUCAAAUCC
Guyanagaster necrorhizus is the source of this 893-nucleotide messenger RNA. RefSeq lists its product as uncharacterized. Bases 282 to 794 code for a protein of 170 amino acids. The record is from RefSeq and is a predicted model, not a curated record. NCBI's taxonomy places the organism in Eukaryota, Fungi, Basidiomycota, Agaricomycetes, Agaricales, Physalacriaceae. The transcript has a single exon.